AUGCCGCCGCCGGGCGGCAAGGCCGCCCGGUUCCUGCGCGCGCACCCGAUCAGCGCCGCGGACGCGGCGCGCGGGGCGCGGCUACUGGAGGAGAACCGCGCCCGGGCCGGCGGUGGCGAGGAGGACCUGCUGAGACCGCUGCUGCCAGAGCAUCUCCUGCCCGCCGCGCUGCCGCGCGCCAAGGCGGGCGCCGCGCCGCUCGCGGCGGCGCCCAUGUUCGCGUCCCCCCAGGAGUGCCCGGCAUGGGGGGCCGGAGAGCGCGCGUUGGCGCGCAACGGGCCCGCGGUGUUUGCGUUCUGCAGCUUGAAGCGCGCGGUGGGGGUGGCUAAGCAGCGCGCGCUGUCGGAUGCGUACGCGCAGGGCGUGGCUGACCUAAAAGCACACAUGGCGCAGGUCCACGCGGCCAAGACCGCCGCCCAAAAGGAGGCCGCGGCCGCCGGCCCCGCCCUCGGCCGCAGCAGCCGCGGCGCGGGCCUGCUGGGCUUUGGCGCCGGCGCCGCGGGCAUCAGUGCGUUUGAGGAGGAGGAGAUUAUGAAGGCGUUUGAGGCGGAGCGUGUCCUGCGGCGCAUCACGUCCCUGCCAGAUCAG
This is a messenger RNA of Monoraphidium neglectum, 588 nucleotides long. RefSeq lists its product as hypothetical. NCBI's taxonomy places the organism in Eukaryota, Viridiplantae, Chlorophyta, Chlorophyceae, Sphaeropleales, Selenastraceae. The annotation marks the transcript as partial. The record is from RefSeq and is a predicted model, not a curated record. The transcript has 4 exons.